AUGACAACGCUGAGCAAAGUAUUCUUGAACCUAGAAGGAAAAUCAGCAAUUGAUGAGCCAGAUUUUGGCAUUUGGAAACAAGAAAAAAUAGAUAUGACAGGAGAUAUUGAAACUAAGUCUGAAAUGCAACAGGCUCUCUGUUCUCUUCCUGAAAUGAGAAAAUCCACCAGGGAUGGAACUCUCUGGAGAAGGCAGCCAUACUUUCAGAGUUUUGUUUUCCUUUUUAUUACAAGAUGUCUGGAAAUGAAGUAUGGAAGUGAAACAAUGAGGAAAGAUCCAGUUUUCAGCUGUUUACAUAAAGAAUAUAAAGAAAAGAAGAAAAGCUGCUUUUCAACGAAAAUAGCAAUUAGAAAUGUUUCCUUCUAAGUUAAAAAAGGUGAAGUUUUGGGGUUUCUGGGACACAACAGAGCUGGUAAAAGUCUGUCUAUUGGAGCAAUAACUGGGGACAUAAAGCCAACUGCAGGAGUGGUGGCUUUACAAGGCAGCAGAGCAUCACUGAGGUGACAAGAAGACAACACCCUCCAGUUCCUGGGCUACUGUCCUCCGGAGAACUCAUUGUGGCCCAACCUCACGAUGAAAGAACACCCGGAGUUGUAUGCUGCAUUGAAAGGACUAGGCAAAGAGGAUGCAGCUCUUAGUAUUUCACGAAGGGUGGACAUGCUCAAGCUGCAGAACCAGCUGGAGGUGCCCAUGAAGACCUUGUCAGAGGGGAUAAAGAGGAAGGUCCAGGCAGGGCAGGGCUCAGGGUCCCUCCACCCACGGCACAGAUGGGGUGGGAUGCUGCUCCUCUCGUUCCAGCUGUGCCUUGUGCUGAGCAUCCUGGGUGGCCUGGUGGUGGUGCUCCUGGAUGAGCCGUCCACGGGGAUGGACCCUGAAGCGCUGCAGCAGAUGUGGCAGGCAAUUCAGACCAUUGUCAAAAACAAGGAGAGGGGUGCCCUCUUGACCGUCCACUACAUGGCCGAAGCUGAGGCUGUGUGCAACUGUGUGGCCAUCACGGUGUCAGGUGAGCUAAGGUAUAUUGGUUCCUUUCAACAUCUGAGAAGCAAGUUUGGUAAAGAUUAUUUACUAGAAAUAAAAAUGAAAUAACCCAUUCAAGAAGCCCUCCACAUGGAGAUUCUAGAGCUUUUCCCACAGGCUGCUCGACAGGAAAGGUAUUCCUCUUUGAUGGUGUACACAUUGUCUGUGGAUGAUGUUUACCUUCUAUCUCAGGCAUUUUUCAAAUUAGAGGCAGGUCAAUUUCCAGAGCCAAAGCUUGUAAGUCCCUUUCUCCCUGUUUCAGCAGAGUUUCUCCAACAAAUAAGUCAAGAUUUUUUUGCUCUUGUUUUUGAUUGCACGGUGCUGAGGAUGGCUGCACACAGACCUUAUGAUGAAGGAAUCCAACAGGAGGAAUGUUUUAGCCUGAUGCAAAGUCCGUCACAUGAAGACUAUGAGACUUCUAGUACUGGAGACUAUUGCUUCAAGGUUUAUGAAGCGAAAAGCAAAGAGAAUCAGAAAAUGUGUGUACCUGAAGUGAUAAGUGAAUGA
Messenger RNA from Loxodonta africana (African savanna elephant), 1524 nucleotides. Its product is annotated as ATP-binding cassette sub-family A member 10-like. Gene Ontology annotation, molecular function: ATP binding; lipid carrier activity; ABC-type transporter activity. Gene Ontology annotation, biological process: transmembrane transport; lipid transport. Gene Ontology annotation, cellular component: intracellular membrane-bounded organelle; membrane. The record is from RefSeq and is a predicted model, not a curated record. NCBI's taxonomy places the organism in Eukaryota, Metazoa, Chordata, Mammalia, Proboscidea, Elephantidae.